Peromyscus eremicus (cactus mouse) is the source of this 1103-nucleotide messenger RNA. It is a transcript of the gene E2f5, whose product is annotated as E2F transcription factor 5. Gene Ontology annotation, biological process: regulation of transcription by RNA polymerase II. The transcript is spliced from 8 exons. Gene Ontology annotation, cellular component: RNA polymerase II transcription regulator complex. The record is from RefSeq and is a predicted model, not a curated record. Bases 1 to 1014 code for a protein of 337 amino acids. Gene Ontology annotation, molecular function: protein dimerization activity; RNA polymerase II cis-regulatory region sequence-specific DNA binding; DNA-binding transcription factor activity, RNA polymerase II-specific. NCBI's taxonomy places the organism in Eukaryota, Metazoa, Chordata, Mammalia, Rodentia, Cricetidae.
AUGGCGGCGGCGGAGCCCGCGAGCUCUGCUCAGCCCACGCCGCAGGCCCAGGCCCAGCCGCCGCCGCCGCCGCCUGGGGCGCCAUCCUCGCAGCCGCCCGCGGCGCUCUCGGCGGGCAGCAGCCGGCACGAGAAGAGCCUGGGGCUGCUCACCACCAAGUUCGUGUCGUUGCUGCAGGAGGCGCAGGACGGCGUCCUGGAUCUCAAAGCGGCUGCAGAUACUUUGGCUGUGAGGCAAAAGCGAAGAAUUUAUGAUAUCACCAAUGUCUUAGAAGGAAUUGAUCUAAUUGAAAAAAAAUCAAAGAACAGUAUCCAGUGGAAGGGUGUAGGUGCUGGCUGUAAUACUAAAGAAGUUAUAGAUAGAUUAAGAUUUCUUAAAGCUGAAAUUGAAGAUCUAGAACUGAAGGAAAGAGAACUCGACCAGCAGAAAUUGUGGCUACAGCAAAGCAUCAAAAAUGUGAUGGAAGACUCCAUUAAUAACAAGUUUUCCUAUGUAACUCACGAAGACAUCUGCAAUUGCUUUAAUGGUGAUACACUAUUGGCCAUUCAGGCACCUUCUGGCACACAGCUUGAAGUACCUAUUCCAGAAAUGGGUCAGAAUGGACAAAAGAAAUACCAGAUAAAUUUAAAGAGUCACUCAGGACCUAUCCAUGUGCUGCUUAUAAAUAAAGAGUCCAGUUCAUCUAAGCCGGUGGUUUUUCCUGUCCCCCCACCUGAUGACCUCACACAGCCUUCCUCCCAGUCCUCAACAUCAAUGACUCCACAGAAAUCCACCAUGGCUGCUCAGAACCUGCCUGAGCAGCAAGUUUCUGAAAGAAGCCAGAGUUUCCAGCAGACACCAGCUACAGAAAUAUCUUCAGGAUCUAUUAGUGGAGACAUCAUUGAUGAACUGAUGUCUUCUGAUGUCUUUCCUCUCUUACGGCUUUCUCCUACCCCAGCAGAUGACUACAAUUUUAAUUUAGAUGAUAAUGAAGGAGUUUGUGAUUUGUUUGAUGUUCAGAUACUAAAUUAUUAGAUUCCAUGGAAACUUGGGACUGUUAUCUACCUCUAACUGUAACAUUGUAGAAUUCUUAAUAACCUAAGUAUUUAAAAUUAUGAAUGUAA